CAUUUCUUAACAAAAAGGAGAAGAAAGGGACGGGGAAGGGAAUCACUUUUAGAGAGCGCUACGCUCGUAUGCAUGUGCUGCCGGCGCGAUGUCCGCGUCCUACUGCAGGAGCUUGUACGCGUUCAGCGGAGAGCAGCACCAGGAGGGACUGCGCUUCGAGGCUGGGGAGCUCAUCCGGGUCCUUCAGCCGCUCUCCGGGGGCUGGUGGCAGGGUGAGAAGGACGGCAUCACCGGCUGGUUCCCCUCCAGCUACGUACAGCUGCUCGAGGACCGAGAGGUCAAGGCAGGACAGGCUGGGCCCCCAUACAUCCACAACCCACAAACCGGUACCCGCGAGCCCCCUGCCUGCAGAGAGCCCCCUCCCUCCAGGCUGGAAGUGUUACAUGUCUCCCCAGGGGCGGCGUUACUACGUCAACACUGCCAGCAAUGAAACAACAUGGGAACGGCCAUCAAGUGCUCCUGGAACCCCGAAGGGUUCGCUGAAGCACAAGAACUCCAUACCUGCAGUAAAUGGAUUUCAUAACUCUGGAAGUCCUGUGCCAAAUGUGGAACCACACCAAGCAGUAACGCGGAAAUCCAGUACAGACCAUCAGAGCCCGGGGUCCACCUCACCAACCAAGAGACAGAACAGGGAGACCACGAUUACCAUCAACUGUGUUACAUUUCCCCUGCCUAUGAACGUGCCGGAGCAGCAGCUGCUGAAGCCCAAUGAGUGGAGUUACUGUGAUUAUUUCUGGUCUGACAAGAAGGACCCCCAGGGUGCAGCCUCAGUAUCUGGUUUUGAGGUUCUGCUUCAGAAACAACUGAAGGGCAAACAAAUGCAGAAGGAGAUGGCGGAGUUUAUCCGGGAGAGAAUAAAGAUUGAAGAGGAAUAUGCAAAGAACCUUUCAAAACUAUCACAGAUCCCCUUGGCUGCACAGGAAGAAGGCACACUGGGGGAGGCUUGGGCUCAGCUGAAGAAAAGCCUGGCGGACGAGGCAGAGGUUCACCUCAAGUUCUCAUCCAAGCUCCACACCGAGGUAGAGAAGCCCCUCCUCACUUUCCGGGAAAACUUUAAGAAGGACAUGAAGAAGUUUGACCACCACAUUAGUGACCUUAGAAAGCAGCUGGUCAGCCGAUAUGCUGCUGUAGAGAAGGCUCGCAAAGCACUGGCAGACAGGCAGAAGGACCUUGAGAUAAAAACGCAGCAGCUGGAAAUCAAGCUCAGUAAUAAGACAGAGGAGGACAUCAAGAAGGCUCGGCGGAAAUCUACACAAGCAGGCGAUGACCUGAUGCGCUGUGUGGAUCUUUACAAUCAGUCCCAGUCUAAGUGGUUUGAGGAGAUGGUGACCACAAGUCUGGAAUUGGAAAGGCUGGAGGUUGAACGUGUGGAGAUGAUUCGACAACAUCUGUGUCAGUACACAACUCUGCGGCAUGAAACAGACAUGUUCAACCAAAGUACUGUGGAGCCGGUGGACCAGCUGCUUCAGAACGUGGACCCAGCCAAAGACCGGGAGUUGUGGGUGAAGGAGCACAAGACCGGGGACGUGCGGCCCGUGGACCUGGAGCUCUAGGAAGUGGGGAGGGAGAAGCACAAACCCAGGGGCACUAGCUUAACACCAAGCGCUCUGCUUGCCCCUUACCUCACAGGAACACACCGAACUUAGAGCACAAGACUGUUAUCGUCCAGAAUCCCAGGCCCUGGCAACUUUCUUAUGUUCACCGGCGCUGGGACAACAUAACAGUAAUGAUGACGAACUUGCAUCUCUUUAACAACAUCUGGAAAAGAAAAUUACACAUCAAAUAUGAAAUGCAUGCAGAUGCUGGAAUGGGCAUCAGCAAGACUGUAUUUAUGGUUUAUAUCUUAUUAGUGAACUAAUUAGCAAGAUUAGACCAUUGAACAAAGGUAUUUUCUGGUCAGAAGAUUUUAUUUAUGACAUUAUAAAUCAUCCUCUGUUUAUAUAUUUGCGGAAAAGACAACACAGCAUAUUUAACAGUUAUUUCAAUAGCUAUUGAGAUCUUUUGUCAUCAUGAAAAGCACUCAGCAAGUGUGUCUGGGUCACUUUUGUCACUAACUUAUUUAUCAUUAAGACACUGGAGCACACAGUUAAAAAGGGCUUAACAGAAGAUCCAUAAUCACCAUGUCUGUUAGGCUGAGGUAAAGUUUUCAUCGUUUAUUAAUGCAGAGAGUGACUGAAGGGAACAUUUUAAUAGUUUUGUACACGCUGUAAAUUGUGCACAUUAGGCAAGCGCUUCUUUGAGAAAGGCCAAAGCCAUCAGUAAUAAGGAUGAGAAAGAACCAGCAUGGUUUGGCAGCAGUCCAGGGAGCUGUUGAGCCCCAAGUGCCUUGAUUCAACUGUAAAAAAAGGGUCCUAAAGGUGCCAUCAUUGCCCAUCGCCAGCACUGUUCACUGUUUUCUGUCAAGGCUAUAAUACAAGUCUGGCAGCAGUUUACUGGAGUGGAUUGUCUGCUUCCCAAAAUGCAGCAUCAUGGGAGUUAGCAGUGUCUUUGAAACAGUGCUCCAGCUCGCAGGGCGCAACUGAGUCAUCUGAGAAGCCCGUUUGCCCGUCAAGCAUGCCUCUCCCAAACGCCAGACCUCAGUCUCAUCGCAUCUCUGCCACUCUCUGGUGAUGUACCCAUGGCAGCAGUUUCUGCUCCUGUCAGGCUGCUGCAAACUGGAUGACUGCUUUCUGGAGGACUAGUGCAACAUUCCUGUAGAUAUUACUAGACCACUGUUGACUCUACACUCAGCGUCUCAGCACAAAUGUAUUAUAUGCACGCUUGGCUGUAUGUAUAAAUUCAAACUAUAUAUCCGUUCACCAAGCCGUUCAUCCACCAAUGUCCACAGUGAGGGUCCAACACACUUGCUAAUUACUCUGAAAUAUAACUUUGAUAUCCUUUUAUGCGAAACCUGAAAUAAACAACUUUUUUCCUUGAAUCUUAUCACUUGAACACGUUCACUUUCAGACAUAGGUGCAGGAGUGGAAAAAAAACCUUUGUUUGCAGUAUAUAUCAAAGAUUUAUUUUAUUAUCAUUUCAUUCAGUGCCUUGGUCUAGACAAGCAAAUGAAACUGAUAAACAACAGCAACAAAAACUGGAAAUUUCUGGGAAGCUUUCCUCUCCACUUUGUCCCUGGCCUCCCUGUAGUAGGAAACGGGCCUGUGUUCGGGUCCUGCUGCUCGUCCUGUGGCUGGCAGACGGAGCUCCUCGCUGGGGCUGCAUGCUGAUUUUGAUGGAGACCGUGGCGUCCAAAUGGCAGUGUGUUUACAAGGAAAGCCCAGCAGUGCCCACAAGAAGGCAAGCGCUAAUGUUCAAGUAUAAAUAUAAAAUUAUGUUCAGACCUUGUAUUUUAGAUGCAUUUGUUUUAUACACAAAAAUAUUUUGCAUAUCGAAAAAGAUACCUAUUCAACACAAAAACACAAACAUCAAAGCACAUCUGCAUUAAUGAGAUAAAAUUAUAUACAAUAUAUGUAAUCCUUGUGAUUCGAUGGGGGAAAAAAUGCUACCUGCUUUCAAAAUUUUAUCAGUUACUGUGCACAUUGCCUUUGGGAUGUCUGGAACGUAUGCAAGCUAUCAUAUGUUUAAGGGGGCAUUUUGAGACUUUAAGACUAUUGAUGAAAUUGCAGUGUAAAGGCUCAUGAAAAGCAUUUGAAUGAUGAUAUUUCAAGUUAUGCUAGAUGUUCAGUAAAUAUUAAUGUCUGCAAUGUAUUUCUUAGACAUGGACAACAUUAAUGUGACAUGAUGAUGCGUUGAAACUUUAUUGUUGCAGCUUUUCGUAAACUGUUCAUUUUCAAAUGAGAAAUGAGGACGGAGAGGCAAGGACAGUGUGCAUCCCAUUCUUGUUUCAUCAUUGCCUAAUUAGUUCUGCACCUACUUUCUGUGAAUUGGUGUGUGUGCUUACAGCGGGUUUGGGUGCAACGAUGCUGUGGAGCAUGACGCUUGAUAAAGUACAGCCUUGGUAUUCUCAAUUUUUCGUCUCAAGGCAGCUGUGUUAAGCGAACGUGGACUGGGGGGAAUAUUUCCAGUGUUAAUCCAGUGUUUAUAACACAUUGUGUCAUCCUGCUUUA
Messenger RNA from Scleropages formosus (Asian bonytongue), 4046 nucleotides. It is a transcript of the gene gas7b, whose product is annotated as growth arrest-specific 7b. Gene Ontology annotation, biological process: clathrin-dependent endocytosis; neuron projection morphogenesis; clathrin coat assembly. Bases 69 to 1553 code for a protein of 494 amino acids. The transcript is spliced from 15 exons. Gene Ontology annotation, cellular component: clathrin-coated pit; clathrin-coated vesicle; plasma membrane. Lineage: Eukaryota; Metazoa; Chordata; Actinopteri; Osteoglossiformes; Osteoglossidae. The record is from RefSeq and is a predicted model, not a curated record. Gene Ontology annotation, molecular function: protein binding.